Molecule: messenger RNA, 2013 nt
Organism: Perca fluviatilis (European perch)
Lineage: Eukaryota; Metazoa; Chordata; Actinopteri; Perciformes; Percidae
Product: carcinoembryonic antigen-related cell adhesion molecule 5-like
Exons: 5
Coding region: 15-1028 (337 amino acids)
Source: RefSeq, a predicted model, not a curated record
CCAUCCUUACAAAAAUGGAGACGAAUACUGAAGUAACCCUGGCCAUUGUAUUGCUGGUUUUAAUACAAGGUGUUCUGGUCUCUGGUGCUGUGGAGGUCCGGCCCUCCAUCAACCCUGCUGUAGUCGGGACCUCUGUGACGCUGUCUCUGUUUCCUUCGACCGCUCUGAAAAGUGGAAGCUGGGCAGUGGGAGAGUCCCUCAUCCUCACCUGGCUGGGAGACCAGCAGGCAGUCUUCCCCAGUUACAGCGGCAGGGCAUCAGUCAACAUCCUCACUGGAGCUCUCAGCCUGAGCUCCGUCACGGUGGCAGACUCGGGAGUCUACGUGGUGCAGAGCAGUGAAAUCCAGCUUAAGGCCAAUGCUUCCAUCACUGUUCUAGAGCCCAUCUCAAAUGUGACCGUGAGAGCCAAUCAAACUGAACUGAUGGAGUUCAACAGUUCAGCCGUCGCUACCUGCUCCGUCUCUUCUGGAUCCUCUCUCUCUUUCCUCUGGAUGAACGGCAGCUCUGAGGUUACAGCCAGUAACAGAGUUAAACUCACUGAUAGAAACUCCACUCUCACAAUAGUUAAUGUGACCCGCUACGACCAGGGACCGUUCAGGUGUUGUGUGUCUAAUCCUGUCAGUAAUGGAACCAGUAAUCCAGUAAACUUUACUAUCAGCUAUGGUCCAGAUAACAUGGCGCUAACCGUGAACGGACAGAACACCACUUCCUUUCUCAUUGGUUCCAAUCUAACGAUGCUCUGUUCAGUACAGUCCAAUCCUCCAGUUCAGCUUAGAUGGGCUUUCAGAGGAGAGCGUGUGAACACUACGGGUCCAUUGUUGCAGCUGUUCAAUGUCAGCGAGAACCGAAGCGGAGCAUAUUCCUGUCUGGCCUUCAACAAUCACACCAACAUGAACAGCAAUAUCACCGCACACAUCAAGAUAGCAAAGCCUUCGCUGUCAGGAUCUGAACCACAGGCAGUCAAUGUGUGGCUCUUGCCGCUGCUACUAGUUGUUGCAUCUCUUUUUUCACUGUCAGGCAAGUUGUAGAAUAAUUGUAAUAAUUGUCUUGUAAAUAAAUUAUACUUUUUGUCAUUCAUACACUUGGAUUGACAAUAAAUUCUAGUUUCCAUCACAUUUCUCUCUUUUAAAAAGAAAAAAAAGCUAUAUUAUCCCUUCAAAAUGGAGACAUUUCUACAUUAUUCAGACCACCCGAAGUCUUGAACAUGAAAUACAGUAAUGUGUUAAAAAGUUAGACUUGUGCAGCAGGUCGCAGAUUAUUAGGUCAUAUCUGCUUCCUGUUCAGACAUAACUGGCAUGAAUGAUUGAACAGACUGCAACUUGUGAUUAUUUUCAUUAUUGAUUACUUAUUUUAUCAAUUAAUAGUUUAGUCUAUGACGAGAAUAUGCCUGGAAAAAGUUCCCAUCAUUAUCUUGUAAUGCCUAAAUUGAAAGAUUCAAAGAGCAUGGCUAUUUAAUCCACUAACGUUGAGGGCUAAUAAUACAGCAAAAUAAAUCUGAUUUGAAAAGAUGUAACUAGUGCAUUUGUUUUGGUCAAUUAACCAGUUCCAAUAAAGGGUGACUCUGUUCUAGACAGUGUCUCCUAAUUAUGUUUAUACACAACUAAUUUGUUUUGCCAAACACAUUUUGAAGUAAAAUUAAUGUAGUUUCAGUUUACACUCAUGGUACUUAAAUUAGAGACUAAGAUGCAGAAAUAUUUUCGACUGCAGUGGUAUUGAAUGAAAAAAACAAAACAUUGUGAUGUAACUAAUAUAACUUGAAUAACUGCCUCUCUUUCACAGAUGUUGCUGGCUUAUGAAUGACUGAUGUGACACUGUAAACCUUUAAUACAGCAUUCAAACUUCUGUAUCUUGAAAUGUUUUUUUUCUUGAUUCAGCGAUUGAAUUAUGAAAAGAUAAUUAUUAUUACCAAAUUUGGUUAUCAUUACUCAUGUCAAAUAUAUUUCUUUGACCUUGCAUGUUGUAAUAUAUUCACUAAUCAAAAAAUUCUGGUUGAUAAGGAGUACUUAAAGAGAG